AUGCUAAAAGUUCUGUUACCCCUAUUAAAAUUUAGCAAUAAUUGCAACACAAAUAUUUUCAAUCGUUCGGCCUAUUCUUCAUUAACGUUAUUAAAAAAAAAAAAAAAAAAUUUUCUGAAAGUACACAAAAUAGUUUUUACUACGAUGAAUGAGAAAAAAGAGCAUAUUCUCGAAGGGGAAAAGGGAAAACACUCGCAAGCGAAGGACAAGAAGAAGGAGGAGGAGGCGGAAGUGGACCCACGACUGUACUAUGAAAAUAGGUCUAAAUUUAUUCUAGAACAGAAGGCAAAAGGAAUAAACGCGUAUCCACAUAAGUUUGAAAGAACAAUUAGUAUUCCUGAUUAUAUAGAGAAAUAUAAAAAUUUAUCAGAUGGAGAACACUUAGAAGAUACAGUAUUAAAUCUAACAGGUAGAAUAAUGAGAGUAUCAGCAUCAGGCCAAAAAUUGCGUUUUUUUGAUUUAGUAGGAGAUGGGGAAAAAAUACAAGUUUUAGCAAAUUAUGCAUUUCAUGAUCAUACAAAAACAAAUUUUGCAGAAUGUUAUGAUAAGAUAAGAAGAGGUGAUAUUGUAGGUAUAGUAGGUUUCCCAGGUAAGAGUAAAAAAGGGGAAUUGAGUAUAUUUCCAAAAGAGACAAUUAUAUUAUCCCCUUGCUUACAUAUGUUACCUAUGAAAUAUGGAUUAAAAGAUACAGAAAUAAGGUAUAGGCAGAGAUAUUUAGAUUUAAUUAUUAAUGAAACAACUAGAAAUACAUUUAUAACAAGAACAAAAAUUAUAAAUUUUUUAAGAAAUUUUUUAAAUGAAAGAGGUUUUAUAGAAGUAGAAACACCAGUUAUGAGUAUAGUAGCAGGUGGAGCAAAUGCAAGACCAUUUAUUACGCAUCAUAAUGAUUUAGAUUUAAAUUUGUUUUUAAGAAUUGCUACUGAAUUACCAUUAAAAAUGUUAAUUAUUGGAGGAUUAGAUAGAGUAUAUGAAAUAGGAAAGGUAUUUAGAAAUGAAGGUAUUGACAAUACACAUAAUCCAGAAUUUACGUCAUGUGAGUUUUAUUGGGCUUAUGCAGAUUAUAAUGACUUAAUAAAAUGGUCUGAAGAUUUUUUAUCAGGUUUAGUUUAUCAUUUAUUUGGCAAGUAUAAGAUUUUAUAUAAUAAAGAUGGACCUGAUAAAGAUGCUAUUGAAAUUGACUUUACUCCACCAUAUCCUAAAGUUUCAAUAAUUGAAGAAUUAGAAAAAAUGACGAAUACAAAAUUGGAACAACCAUUUGAUUCAGUUCAAACUAUUGAAAAAAUGAUUAAUAUUAUUAAAAUUCAUAAAAUAGAAUUACCUAACCCACCAACUGCUGCAAAAUUAUUAGAUCAAUUAGCUUCUCAUUUUAUAGAAAAUAAAUAUACAGAUAGGCCUUUCUUUAUUAUUGAACAUCCACAAAUUAUGAGUCCAUUAGCCAAAUAUCAUAGAUCUAAACCAGGAUUAACAGAACGAUUAGAAAUGUUUAUAUGUGGGAAGGAAGUACUAAAUGCUUAUACAGAAUUAAAUGAUCCCUUUAAACAAAAGGAAUGUUUUUCAGCUCAACUAAAGGAUAGAGAGAUAGGGGAUACUGAAGCUUUUCAAUUUGAUGCUGCUUUUUGUACUUCCUUAGAAUAUGCCUUACCUCCAACAGGAGGAUUGGGUUUAGGAAUUGACAGAAUUACCAUGUUUUUAACGAAUAAAAAUUGCAUCAAGGAUGUAAUACUCUUCCCCACUAUGAGACCGGUCAACUAG
This is a messenger RNA of Plasmodium malariae, 1752 nucleotides long. Its product is annotated as lysine--tRNA ligase, putative. Gene Ontology annotation, biological process: lysyl-tRNA aminoacylation. The transcript is spliced from 2 exons. Gene Ontology annotation, molecular function: lysine-tRNA ligase activity; tRNA binding; ATP binding. NCBI's taxonomy places the organism in Eukaryota, Apicomplexa, Aconoidasida, Haemosporida, Plasmodiidae. The coding region runs from base 1 to 1752 and encodes 583 amino acids. Gene Ontology annotation, cellular component: cytosol; cytoplasm. The record is from RefSeq and is a predicted model, not a curated record.